AUGCCGGUCGAAGGUUCUGAGGACCAAGUGCCUUCAUCUCUCUCCAGUCCAGCAAGUGCAGCACUCACCCCAGGAGGGGCAGAUGAGGAUGGAGCUGCAGGAGGUUCAGGACUCUGCUCUUUUCCCGACACCAGUAAGGGCUCUGAGGCAGCUGCAGCCUUUCCUGCCAACACUGGACCUGGAGAAAGCAACAGUGGUGGUAAGAGGUCUGGAGCAUUAUUGCAGAUCAACAGACAGCGUAUACAAGCAGCUUGUGCCAGUUCAGGGGCAGAUGAACUACAAGGCCUCGGUGUGGCCGUGUAUGAUCAGGACAUUCUUGAGCAAGGUGUCCUCCAGCAAGUGGAUGAGGCAAUACAGGAGGCCAAUCAAGCCUCGGCUAAGGCUGAGGCUGAGAAGGAGUACCAGUCUGUGUUGGAUGAUGUCAGGUCUGUUACCUCAUCUCUGAAGCAAAUUAACAAGAUAAUUGAGCAGCUCACGCCUUACGCUGCUUCCAGCAAAGAUAUAAGUCGAAAGAUUGAAUCUGUCAAGCGACAGAAGGAGAAUAAGGAAAAACAGCUAAAGAAAGUCAAAGCAAAACAGAGACGACUUCAGGCUAUUCUGGGAGGUGAAGAUGCCCAGAGAGUUGAAGAUGAGCUUUUAGCUGAAUGUGAUGAUGAAGAAGAAGCCGGACCGUCCACACUGGGCAGCAUGCUCAUGCCAGUUCAGGAGACUGAAUGGGAGGAGCUUAUUCGAAAAGGGCACAUGACUCCUUUUGGAACCCGAAUCCCUCAAAAAGAGGACAAGAAGGAGCCUCGAAAAAUUAUGCUGGCUGAGAAUUCUGCCUUUGACCAGUACUUGUCUGAUCAAGCUAAGUUAGCAACAGAAAGGAAGAAAGGUCCUUCUUUGAAGAAAAAGAAGUCCUCAGGACUCAGACCUGACAAGAAAGACAGUGUAAAAACCCAAAAAAAACUUUCUCCCAAGGACAAAAAGCUUAAGAAGCGCAUGAGAAAACUUCAGAUCACUGCUCUGAAGGCUCAUCCAAAAGCUCGGCCUAAGAAUGAGCCUCAUCCACCUAAACUAAAGAGGAAGCACCGUACAGAUGGAGAGGAAACUGAGAGUGAUGGUUCAGAGUAUCUGCCCUCUGAUGAGGUCAUAGAUCCUGAUGAGGAAGAGAGACAAGCCAUGGAGGAGGGAUUUGGAGAGGAGGGAGAUGACGAAGAGUACGAGUUAAAACUAUUUAAUAGAAGAAAAACUGACGGGAGGGCGAGGAAGAACGCUAAGACAAAGCAGGACAGCGAGGAGGAAUACUGCCCAGAAAGUUCAGGCGAGGAAGAGGAGGAAGGGAAGGGUAAACUGAAGAAAUUCAAAGAUGAUGGAGAUGUGGAGUACUACAGACAGAGAAUAAGGAAAUGGAAGCGUCAGCGUCUUCGAGAAAGAGAGGAGAAGAGGCAAAGAGGCGAAGAGCUCACCGACGACAGUGACGCCGAGUUUGAUGAAGGCUUCAAAGUGCCAGGAUUCCUCUGGAAGAAACUUUACAAGUACCAGCAGACAGGUGUGCGAUGGCUGUGGGAGCUCCACUGUCAGCAGGCAGGGGGCAUCCUGGGAGAUGAGAUGGGACUGGGUAAAACCAUCCAAGUCAUCAGCUUUCUGGCUGGUCUGAGCUACAGCAAACUCAGGACCAGAGGAUCCAACUACAGGUAUGCAGGUCUGGGGCCGACAGUCAUUGUGUGCCCAGCUACAGUCAUGCACCAGUGGGUGAAGGAGUUUCACACCUGGUGGCCUCCUUUCAGAGUGGCUGUUCUGCAUGAAACCGGCUCCUUCACUAGCAAUAAGGAAAGGCUCAUUCCAGAAAUAGCAGCAUGCCACGGUAUCCUGAUCACCUCAUACUCAGCUGUCAGGAAUAUGCAGGACACCUUCCAGCGGUACGACUGGCACUACACAAUACUUGAUGAGGGCCAUAAAAUAAGGAAUCCAAAUGCUGGAAUUACCACAGCCUGUAAACAGUUUCGGACUCCCCACAGGUUCAUUCUCUCAGGCUCUCCUAUGCAGAACAAUUUAAAAGAGCUGUGGUCUCUGUUUGACUUCGUCUUCCCGGGCAAAUUGGGAACAUUACAAGUGUUCAUGGAACAGUUCUCUGUGCCAAUCACUAUUGGGGGCUACAGCAACGCCUCACCUGUACAGGUCCAGACAGCGUUUAAGUGUGCAUGUGUGCUGAGGGACACCAUAAAUCCUUACCUGCUCAGACGGAUGAAGGCAGAUGUCAAGGCCAAUCUCUCCUUGCCUGACAAAAAUGAACAGGUCCUGUUUUGCAGAUUAACAGAAGAACAGAGGCAGGUGUAUCAGGGCUUCUUAGAUUCCAAAGAGGUCUACCAGAUACUAAAUGGAGACAUGCGGGUGUUCUCUGGUCUGAUAGCGCUCCGUAAGAUCUGUAACCACCCUGACCUUUUCUCGGGCGGUCCCAAGAUGCUGAGGGGAAUCCCCGAGGACCAGCUGACAGAGGAGGAACACUUUGGCUUUUGGAAACGCUCUGGGAAGCUGAUUGUGGUGGAGUCACUGCUGCGUCUCUGGUUCAAACAGGGCCACAGAGUUCUCCUCUUCACUCAGUCUAGACAGAUGCUGGACAUUUUGGAGGUGUUUGUAAGGGACAAUAAUUACUCCUACCUAAAAAUGGACGGCACCACCACAAUAGGUUCCCGACAGCCGCUCAUCGCUCACUACAACGAGGAUCAAUCCAUAUUUAUCUUCCUGUUAACCACCAAGGUUGGAGGUUUGGGAGUGAAUCUGACUGGAGCCAACAGAGUUAUACUCUAUGACCCAGACUGGAACCCCAGUACUGACACACAGGCAAGAGAGAGAGCAUGGAGGAUCGGUCAGAAGCAGCAAGUGACCAUCUACAGACUGCUGACGGCAGGAACCAUCGAGGAGAAAAUCUACCACAGGCAAAUCUUCAAACAGUUUCUCACCAAUCGGGUUCUGAAAGACCCCAAACAGAGACGCUUCUUUAAGUCCAACGACAUGUAUGAACUCUUCACCCUGUCUGACCCCGAUGGUAAACAGGGAACAGAGACCAGCGCUAUAUUUGCAGGUACGGGCUCUGACGUCAAGGUACCAAAGAAAACAGAGAGACCAAAACCACCACAUAUGUUGAACAAUGGCAGGAAGAGUGAGUCCAGGGCCGAAACAGGGGAAAACAACAGACACUCAACAAACACGACUUCACUGAAGGACAGAAUUGCGGCUGUGGGGAGGAGCAGCAGCUCGCAGGUUAAACUGAACGCAUCAACAGACAGUAAAAGCAGCAACCAAACAGGAGUCAAUGUGAAACCAGAUACCUCAGCAAAUGUGACACAGACAGAACAAAACGACAGAGACUGGACCUCAGUCCGACCCAUGUCCAGUAACUCCACCAGAGAUGAAGACUCAGCCCUGACAAGUCCACAGAAGCACAGGAAAAAGAGGAAGCACUGUGACUCCGACAAGCACAGUCACAGGAAAAGCAAACACUCCAGAGGUUCCGCCUUUGAAGGCCAGCGCAUCUCUCACCUGGUGAAGAAAAGGACCUACAAGAACGAAGAAAAGGAGGACAAUGAGACCAGAGACCAGAAGAAAUCAGACGAUUACGUCCUGGCAAAGCUCUUCAAGAAGUCUGGUAUCCACAGCGUGAUGCAGCAUGACAGCAUCAUCGAGUCCUCCAACCCAGACUUUGUUCUAGUGGAGGCAGAAGCCAACAGGGUGGCUAAGGAUGCUCUGAAAGCACUAAAGGUCUCGCGGCAGCAGUGCAGACUGCCCUUUAACAGACCUCCUCCUGCACCUGCAAGGAAACGGUUUGGGCAAAAGAAGAAUUCUCUGCUGGCUACACCUUUUGUCCAGUCUGCUCCUCUUCCCACUAAGUGCAAGGACGCUGCGGUCGUAAAGAAGUCGGUGUCAAAGAAGCCAGGCUCAGCGGCUCUGUUCAGUGGUGAGUGGGCAGAAGGUGACUCUAACACAGCACCACUCUCCUCCUCCUCCCUGCUGGCCAAAAUGAAGGCCCGCAAUUUCAUCAGUGUGCCCUCCAGCCAAAGAGGAGGAGAAGAAGAAGAGGAGAAUGAUGAGGACAGCACCAGGCCUCCUGAAAGGAGCUCCCCCUCAGCUCCGUCCACUCAGCAUGACGAGCUGCUGGCAGAUUUACACAACUUUGUGGCCUUCCAGGCAAACGUGGACGGACAGGCCUCCACCCAGGAGGUGCUGGAGUAUUUCAAACCCAGACUGACCAAGGAGCAAGCACCGGUCUUCAGAGAGCUGCUCAGGAGCAUCUGUAACUUCCACAGGACUUCUGGACAAGAGGGCAUCUGGAAACUCAAGGAGCAAUUCCAAUAAGGGAAAGGAAGUGGAGCAAAGAUUCAAAUGUGACUAACAAGCAAACUUUGUGCAAACCUGUGUCAAAUGAAAAGUUCUCCUACUACAAAACUGUACAAGCAAAUCUUCUAUACUGUCAGUAUUUUUACAGGAAAAUAUUUUACUUUGCAAAAAAAACCUAUUUAUCUCACGACAACCUGGUUUACACUUUCUGCACAUUUUGAUUCUGACAAAAAUUUUUUUUACUGUUUAUACUUGAAUUCAAUGUUGUUGUUUUGUUUGCUUCCAAGGAAAAACAACAAACAUUUUCCUGCAGUAAUGAUUCACUCCAUGUGUUGACCACAACUUGACAGAUUUGUAAUACUAUAUGUCUCUGUGAAAUAUAACAGGGAAGCGUUCCGUCUUGUAAAUACGACUAAAUCACUGCAGUGAUGGUGAACAAUUGUAAUGACUGACCUUCCUUAAACUGUGUACGGUCUGGGAACAAUGACAGAUUUGAGUCCACUGGUCUGCAGCAGUGAGACCAGAUGCAGGUAUUUGGGUGGCAUGUAUUUCAAAUAAUGAUUAAAAACAAGUGCUGCUUGUUGGGACUCGAACGUUGACUAGUUAGUGACCACUAUGUGGUGUGUUAAUUGUCUAAAGAAGGGACUGAAAUAUGGGAUACAACUGUUUUAAAAUUCAACACAGUCGACCUCCGUUAACGUGACUUUUUUUGCUUGACCUGAUUGCAUACAACUAUUUGAGCACCAACAGGUCAAAGGUCAAUGUCAUAUUUUGAAAAACGUUUAAAAAUUUUGAAAACUUUCAAGGAACACAUGAAACUCACGUGCAUGCGUUAUUGUACAACUGUGACCGCUACGUGGCGCUGUUUCACGGGAACUACUCUGUCUUAUAUUUGAUUUGUCUGCGUAAUAAUUCGUCAAACUUUACAAAACAAAACGGACCAAUUAGUGCCAGGUUUAGGACAUGUGUCCAAGAUACUUAAGGACAGACGUUGACUAUUUACAUGUAUAACAUAUUUGAUGUAUUUUUCGUUUCCUGUUUAUCGUAUGGUUUUACCAAGGCAAGACGACGGUACGCAUGUAUUUUCUGUUUAGGUUUUUUUAGUAAAUAUUUGACGCGGGCUGUUAUAAACACAGUUUUUCUAUUUAUGACGUAUUUCCCACUUGUGAUAUCAGGUGAAAACAUACCGAAUGUCGAUCAAUAUGAUGUCCUAGAGUCCGCUGUUCUUAAAUAUCGGUGAGUUUAUUGGUUCACUUCUCCAGUUUUGCCAAAUAUCAAACUUUUUUCCCCAAUGGUGCUUAUAUGUAGGGCCAUCGUUUUUUGAAUUUUAUGCAACACAAAAUGAUUCAGGUUCAUAGUCGGGUCUCACGUUCUUUUUCCUGUAAUUGUGUUCUUCAGUGGCUGUCAUUGUCAACAGGCCUAAAUCCAUGUGCAUAAAGUCAUGCAAUAAAUCCUUAAAACUUCCA
Cynoglossus semilaevis (tongue sole) is the source of this 5783-nucleotide messenger RNA. RefSeq names its product excision repair cross-complementation group 6 (gene ercc6). The record is from RefSeq and is a predicted model, not a curated record. Gene Ontology annotation, cellular component: nucleus. Lineage: Eukaryota; Metazoa; Chordata; Actinopteri; Pleuronectiformes; Cynoglossidae. Gene Ontology annotation, biological process: transcription-coupled nucleotide-excision repair. Bases 1 to 4335 code for a protein of 1444 amino acids. The transcript is spliced from 21 exons. Gene Ontology annotation, molecular function: ATP binding; ATP-dependent activity, acting on DNA.